AUGGCACUCGUUACACGAUUCUUCCUGCAGCACAAGCAGGCUAAAACCACAACAACAACUGACAUGUUUACCACGGACGGCAAGACAGAGGGACAGCUUCAGCUCACACAUAUAUCGAGCUCGUGGAAAAGAUUGUUACUCCCAAAGCAAGAUUCAAGCAAACGCUAUUGGGUGCCAAACCUAUCGGGCAUCAUAAAAGCCGGGGAUGAGGGAUUGUUUUUCUCCGCGUUAUUUACCAACCUCCAAGGUCAUCCUGGACAACUACCCCUCGAAAACCUGUACGAUGCAUUUGCAACCGAAUUGCGCUCCCGACCAAUCUCGGAGCGAUCGUCAUAUACCGGAGACAUGACAAAAUUCCUUGGGCGAGCAAAGAAGCCCGUGGGGGGCCUUGGGCGGUCGAAAUCGAUGUCCAACGUCAAGCGAGGAGAGUCUAGCCCCAAGACUGCUAGAAAGAGCCUGGAUCUGUCAGUGGUUGAGAUGGGUUUGGCUAGAAGCCUAUCUGUGAAGAGGCCGGCAACUGCAUUAGUACCAAUGCGAAGUGGGCUGCGCGAUGACGAUGCCCAGAAAGCUACACAAAGGUCUUGGAUGAAGGAGGGCCAGACAGCAAAGUAUGAGGAUGGAAGGAUGAGUGUGAAGAUUACCUCUGGGGAGCUUGCAGCGCUAUCCAUAAUACUCGGAAGUCAACUGAGUACUGGAUCCGACACGGACGCCUUGCUUGAACCCAGUGCAUACGGCAUCUCGAUAGCUAUUACGCCAAUGACAGACGCCAAACACCAAGUCACGCUCACACAACAAAGACGCAGCAGGUCGCAACGGCACGCCUCAGGCUCAGGCGUUUCAACGCUCUUUGCAAAGCACCUCGCAGCCGGCUCCCUCCCAUACUCGCAAGAUAAGAUUGGCGUUCACAGCAUCCUCAUCACCGACGAAGCUUUCGAGGCACUGCAAGCAGGCGCCUCUCUCUACACUCACCCAUAUGUCGCACGAACAGCACAAUCCAAAUUCCUCGCCUCUCUUCCUAGUUCGCGCGAACCCAGAUUCCACAUCCUCGCCACGUCAACCGAAGUCCACACGUCAAACACACUGUUAGACGCCAUAGCAGCACUCCCCUUCUCUGGCGGCCUGGCCCCCCUCGCAUCAGCGCCACUGAUCAGAACGGUCCAAUUCAUCGCAUCCGCGGGCCUCCCUCACGCCCGCCUACUGCAGCGCCUAGAGCAACUCAUUGACAAAGUGCACCGCCACGCUCCGCACCUGAACAUCUUCGGACCCCUCUACGAGCCCCAAAACGCCGGCCUCCUGUUCCGCGAGCGCGAACGUCUUGGCAGAUUGGCCAGCGAUCCAACGACGCCCGACACCCUCGCCGACAAGACAGCGCGUGUGUCGCGGUACACGACGCUGCUCGAACGUCUGAUGGCCUUGGUCCCGGAUCUCAAAUCGCAGGAUGUCCUGGCAGCAGUGCAAGAAGCGGCCAGAGCCGAGAUACGAUCUGCAUACCAGGCUGCUGUUGCUAGUCACUCUUCGUCUGCUGCUGCGCGCAGGAAGAGCAGCGUCGAGACUAUUACUUCUCCUGUAUCGGUGGUAUCUGAUUCUCCCGAUAUACCUGCCAAGUCAGCGAAACGCACAUCUACCUCUUCUUCGCGGCGUAGUCCCAGGAGGCAGUCGAAUCGCUCGAGCGCAUUCUCCGAGAUUAUGGAGACGAGUCUGCUGUCGCCGUUUCCAGUAGAGGAGGAGAGCGGCGGCAGCAAAGAAAGGAGUCUGGCGAAACAGGUUGAGCAGGUGCUGAAGGCUGAGCUGCCGUUGAGUGUGGAGACGGUGGCUUUUGUGGCGAGGAUGGUGGUUGUGGCGUGGUGUGUUAGUGUGCAGACUGUGGCUUGGAGCGAGGGAGAAGCUGGGUUCAGGAUACCAGACGUGGAAGCAAUGGGCAAGUUUGUCAUGGCAUGA
Alternaria arborescens is the source of this 1938-nucleotide messenger RNA. RefSeq lists its product as hypothetical. The transcript has a single exon. Bases 1 to 1938 code for a protein of 645 amino acids. The record is from RefSeq and is a predicted model, not a curated record. NCBI's taxonomy places the organism in Eukaryota, Fungi, Ascomycota, Dothideomycetes, Pleosporales, Pleosporaceae.